AAGGAUGCUUUGAUUUUUGCGCAGUUUUCGUGCGGUUUUCGGAGCUACAGGACGCAGCAGCGGCAGCAACAGCAGCAGCAGCAGCAGCAGCAUACACCGAGAACAGCACCCAAAGAGGCAGCGUGAUAAAGGAUAGCAGAGGAGUUGUGGUUUUUUCCAGUGUGUCCGUGCGAGAAACAAUCCAAAAACAAUCGAAUUUUGUGCGAAAAAGCAUAAUAAGCAAAAGGCAUAACAAAAAGCCACAAAAGCCUGUGCGAAGGUGACAAAAAGUUAAAAAAAAGGGCAGGUGGCCGGGCCCUAGAGCUCUGCAAGGACCCGUGGAUUACCUUGCGGGGCAAGCGGAAGCAGCCAACGGAUUCGCCGGCGGGCGGAACUCCGGCAGUUGCUGAAGCGCAAAGGAAGCAAAGUCUGAUCAGACUCUGUGGACGACUAAGCAGCAGCAGCAGAGACUGCAAGCAGUCAUCGUCAACAUUCGCCUCCCAUUAAGUGCCAAGAGCAACAGAGAGAGGGGAGGGCAGAGCUUCACGAAGGAGGCGUAGGAGGAGAACAAGAUAUUUGUAAGCCAAAAAAAGACAACGAGGCUGGCGCUAGCCCCAGGGCAGCAGAAGAGCAGCACCGCACCCAGUAACUGUUCAAGCGACAGCGACGCGGCGCUGCAGCGGCGACAGAGCAAUUGAGCGAAACCAGCAACAGCUGCAGCGACGCUUGCGGGAGGGGCACGCGCACGCUCACUGAUGGCAGAGAAGAUGCUCAAGAUGAUGAUGAUGAUGCCAGUCAGCCUCAAGAGCCACAACACAAUGCCAAGUGCCAACAACAACAGCAGCAGCAGCUACAGCUACAGCAAGCAGAGCGAAAGGGAAAAUUAAGUGCCAAAGGCAAGAAGAGCCAACAGAUUUUCACCAGCAAAGCAAACUCAAAACUAAAUUUACAUAACAAAACAAGACAGGAAGAAGCAGCAGCAGCAGCAGCAGCAGCAGCAGCGAAGAGUGCAAAAUAAGCAGUGGGAGAAGCAGUACGAAAAGCAGUUGGAUAAGCAGUGCAAGCAGAAGCCAGAAGCAGCAGCAGAAGAGUUCGCGGUAACCGCAGCAGCAUGUCAACUGCACUGGGCAGCGGCAGCAGAGGGCGUGGCACUCAGUGUAGCACCCUGUGGGUGUUGCUACUGCUGGCCACAACCGUCCUCAGUAGCAGAGCAGCGCCAGGAAACACCAAACCACCACCAGCCAGUGGCACCACCAAGACACCACUUGCGGGCAAUGCAACAACCGAAAGAGAACCACCAACAAAAGCCGAGAGCGAUGACCACCUAAUACAGCCACCACAGGCGGUGGUGCAGCUGCUCGACUUGGAGCACACAGAGGCCCCGCCCAUGAACAGUGGACACGAUGGCCUCAAGUUGACAAGAAAGAAGCAGCUGCAGCAGCAACAUUUCCCCACACCACCAGCAGCAACCACUUCACCCACCGUGGAAACAAGAACCCGAGCCAGCAGCACCACCAGAACCACCAGAACCACCAUAACAACAACAACGGCCACAACUGCAAUUGAAUCGGAAAUGGAAAGGAUUCCAAUACCAACAGGCAGCAGCCCGGGCACAACCAAGCCUCUGCUGCCCGUGCACAAUGGAUACCUGGGUCCGAUAUUCAUGGGUGAGAAAACAUUUGCUGCGGUGCAUCCGCUGAAGAAGCCGCAGGCGCCGAACCACCUGCACGUGGCAUCGAUCGAGUCGCAGCUGCGCAACGGACGCCUCGUGGAGAUCCUGGCCCCAACGUCGCUGCUCGAGCAGCAGACAGAGAGAACAGAGAGCAGCAGCAGCAGCAGCACCACCACAGCCACACCCGAUUCAGCCUCGAUUUCGGUGCUUUCGAGCACUGUUUUCCAGGUGCCAGAGCCGUUGACGAGCACCACCCGCCUGCCCCUGAGCAGUGGCCCGGAGCUGUCGGGCCCAGCGCCACCGCGCACCGAAUCCAAGAUCUCGGACAUACAGAUCGAGGUGUAUGACUCCACAGUGGACUCGAUUGUGGCUUCCACGAACUUCCGCGACAACGAGGGCUACUAUCCGCCGCCAGUGGAGUCGGGCACCACCCGGCCACCGCGACCACCGCGACCACCAGUGGGCCCGCCCCAGGAGCGCUUCACGCAGUAUGUGAUCGAUCGAGCCGAUGUCUCCACUCAGCCCGCCUCGAGUGGCUCGCUGCUGGGCAAGCCCGAGCCAGCGGCCAUCGAGAUCCACAUCAAUGUGUCCGAGGCGUUUGGCAGCGAGAGCGAGGAUCUGGAGUUCUCGUACCGCCAGCCGCAGCUGAAGCCGAGCAAGCCCAGCGACGAGAUUCUCGUCGUGGAGAUCAUCGACAACGGCAACGGGGACAACAGCAGCACGGAGAGUUCAUCGAGUGGCGAGCACAUCAAUCCGAUAUUCACCUUCCGUUCGGAUGCGGUGGCCAAUCCUCCGCCCGCGGUGCGACCGCCCCAGCUCCAGGAUGCGGAUGAGCUCUUCAUGGCGGAUCUGAAAGAGGGCGAGGGUGUGCCACGGCCACCGCCACCGCCACCACCGCCGCCACCGCGCAAGCCCAGCAUCGAUCGCGACUCAGACACGAUCUUUUACAUAUCCAACACGGAGGUAAAGGUGGGCGAGUCCCUGCCCACGGGCACCCCUGCCAGCGAUCAGCAGCAGCGCAAGUUCCAGCUGGAGAAUCAGUUCUUCCCGGCCAGCUACGUGAUGGAUCAGCAGCAACAGCAGCAGCAGCAGCAGCAGCAGCAGCGAUCCUCCCUGGCAACACCUCGCUACGAGGAGGACAUCAUUCUCUCGCCUGUGCACAACACCGCCGACGCAUUGAAGAUCUUCCGCAGCACGGGUCCGAGUAGCGGCGAUGGAGCACCACCGCUGGACGUCACCUAUGUAGGCGAGUCGGUGAUCGAGGUGGAGCAGCAGCCGCAGAGUGCCAGCAGCACACAGGCGCCGCUCAGCCACUCACCCCAGUCGGACAUCAUCAUUCAGCCGGCCGUGCUGCCCGAUCUGGCGAUUGGUGUGCCCGUGAUCGGGGAGCUGCCACCGCAGAUCGAGCUGAAGGAGAUCGACUACAUGCCUGGGGAGCUGGGCGGAAUGGGCAUCUACGAGAAUGACAUUCAGAGCAACAGCAUCGGCAUUGGCGUCGACAGUGAUCCGGAUGUGAUCGAGAGCUCCAUCCAGUAUGGCGGCGACCUCAUCGAUGAUGGCGCAGGCGGCGGCUUCGAUGGCGUUGAGGGCUCCUAUCCCUUCGACAGCCCAGCCCAUCGUCAGCUGCAGGAUGGCGACGCCCCGAAUCACGGCCAGGAUCACCUGCCCCGCCACUCGCCUGCCAGUCAUCUGCACCGCGAACAGCUGCCCAUGGCGGAGCUGGUGAAUGCCACUCUGCUGCAGCACAAUGAGAACGGCUCGGCUGGCGAGUCUGGCUCUGGCAGCGUCUCGGCCAUGGCACCGCUCCUCUCCAGCGGCGCUGGCAGCCUCCAGGCACUGGGCAAUGCCACAGCCCUAUCCGAUGACACGCUCGAUGACUUUGAGAGCUAUCUCAAUCUGUUUGCCGUCUCCAUGGGUCUCAUCAUUGUCGUUCUACCCUCGGGCCUGCUCAUCUCCAUGUACUGUGCCAUUCGUUACAUGCUGAACAAAAACUCGAGGAAGGGACUCUGCGGCGCCCAUAGCGAUGACAGCGAGCAGGGCACGGACUCCAAGAAUGAGGACAUCUCAAGAAACGCGCGAGAGACCAAGAUGCACACGGACAAGGAUGGAGUGUUUGUGGUGGAAGUGGCACGUGGCAUCGACUCCAAGCAGACGGCAGACAUCCCCGGAUCAGCGCUCGAGACCACCGAGCUGCCCUUCGACACGAAGCUGCAGCAGGCCAAUGGACUGCACAUCCUGGACGAACAGAGUCUGCCGCCCAGCCACGAACAGGUGCAGAUCCAUGCUCCACCCAGCGAUUUCAGCAAUCCCAUCUUGCCGCCGGUCAAUCCCACCUCGGGUGGGCUCCAUCUCAUCGAGGAGGCGGAGGAGCAGCUGCUGGAGGAGGCUGCCAGGCCACAGCAGGAGGAUGCCCCUGCCGAUCUCGCACAAACAGGACUCUCCCAGUCGGAUCUCAGCUCCACCUCGUCGACCGACUCCAACAAGCGCUACUCCUACGGCAACCAGGAGCUGUAUGUCAUCGAGCAGUCCGGAUAUGCCACCAGCUCCCCCACAGCCCAACCGAUUCUGCCCACCAUCAAGCCAAAGGAGCAGCUCGAGGAGGCGGCAGACUCAGAGCAGCAGAAGGAAGCGGAGCUCAAGCCUGAACCAGAGCCAGAACCAGAGCCGCAGCUCGAGCUGAAGACAGAAGCCAAGCCGGAGGAGGAACAGCAAGCCGAACCGGAACCGGAACCGGAGCCAGAAAGCGUCACCGAAAUGGAACCCGACAACACCUACGACAGCCUGAUGAGUCUGCCUGCACCACCAUCCACCGAGGAGAUCAAGGAGCUGAAUGAUUUCUCGCUGCUGGAGUCGAAUCAGUUGGACUCGCUGCCCCCACCGCCACCACCACCGCUGGCCGAGGCAGAGCCGCAGAAGAAGGAGCCAGAGAAGGACCUGAAAUCGCAGGCCCUCAUCAGCCCUGGACAUGGUAAUGGGAACGGCAUGAGCAAGGUGUCCGCUGGAGUUGCCGAGGAGCCGCCGGCCACACUAACGCCGCCCGCCUCGCCACCACAGACGCCACAGUCCCCGAACACGGGCGGCUCCACCAUCUAUGGCUCCACCAAUGGCCUGCCCAAUGGCCAUCAUGCCCUGGCCGCGGUCGUCGAUGUAAAUGGCAGUUAAGAAAGGCCAGGUAAGAGCAAAACAUGAUCCAGAGCUGAAGAUGCACAUCCCAGAGAGGAGCGAAAGUUCUUCUUUCUUUUUUUUUCGCAUCAGAACUCCUAGAGCUAGGGUGUAAGAAGAAACCACUAGAAAUACAAGCCCAAAGCCCCAAAUGGGAUUCAAAAUACAAUA
Molecule: messenger RNA, 4984 nt
Organism: Drosophila guanche
Lineage: Eukaryota; Metazoa; Arthropoda; Insecta; Diptera; Drosophilidae
Exons: 6
Coding region: 1091-4813 (1240 amino acids)
Biological process (GO): actin filament polymerization
Cellular component (GO): cytoplasm; actin filament
Molecular function (GO): actin binding; microtubule binding
Source: RefSeq, a predicted model, not a curated record